Molecule: messenger RNA, 2013 nt
Organism: Mycena indigotica
Lineage: Eukaryota; Fungi; Basidiomycota; Agaricomycetes; Agaricales; Mycenaceae
Product: Urea transporter
Exons: 15
Coding region: 1-2013 (670 amino acids)
Biological process (GO): urea transmembrane transport
Cellular component (GO): plasma membrane
Molecular function (GO): urea transmembrane transporter activity
Source: RefSeq, a predicted model, not a curated record
AUGUCCUCCAGCUCGACUGUGCUUCCUCAGGGUGCCGGGUAUGGGGUUGUUGUCGGAAUUGGCCUGUUCUUCAGCGUGUUUAUGAUCGGGUUGACUGCGAUUCAAGCACGCUACACGCCAUUCUCUCCUCGUUCAUCGGAAGAAUUCAGCAGCGCGUCUCGCAGCGUGAAACCGGGUCUUAUUGCGGCGGGAAUCGUCUCAGCAUGGACAUGGGCAGCAACAUUACUUCAGAGUAGUGCUGUUGCGUACAAAUAUGGUAUCAGUGGGCCAUGGUGGUAUGGAGCGGGAGCAACGAUACAAGUUUUGCUUUUCGCGAUGAUAGCGGCAAAGUUAAAGCUCAAUGCACCGUUUGCGCAUACUUGGCUCGAAGUUGUCGGGGCGCGAUGGGGUAAAACAGCCCAUCUCGUCUUCAUGUUUUUUGGACUUGCCACGAACAUUAUCGUCAGCUCAAUGCUUAUCCUUGGUGGCAGCGCCACGGUAACUGAUCUAACUGGAAUGAGCACUAUUGCGGCGUGCUUUCUGAUUCCCCUCGGCGUGUCUAUCUAUGUCGUUGUGGGUGGAAUGCGAUCUACGCUUCUAUGCGACUACACGCAUACGACCGUACUUUUCGCCAUUAUCUUGGUCUUCGUGUUCAGCGUUUAUGCAACCAGUGACAAGAUAGGCAGCCCUUCCAAGAUGUAUGACCUCCUCACCGCCGCUGCCAAAACUUCUCCGGUCCCAGGGAAUGCUCAUGGAUCCUAUGUCACCAUGCGCAGCAAAAAUGGACUAAUUUUUGGAGUCAUAAAUAUCAUUGGAAAUUUCGCCACCGUCUUCCAAGACCAAGCCUACUUUCAACGCGCCAUUGCCAGUAGGCCGUCGACAACAGUCAAGGCAUAUUUGCUUGGAGGGUUGGCGUGGUUCGCUAUUCCUUUCACGUUAGCGACCACCCUGGGUCUGGCAGCAGUCGCAUUGAGAGGAGAUCCUGAAAUGCGUCCUUUGUCGGCUGCUGAUGUCUCAGCGGGUUUACCUGCUGCAGCUGCAGCCAGCGCUUUACUAGGGAAGGCUGGCGCUGCUGCAUUACUGGUGUUACUUUUCCUUGCCGUCACAUCGGCAACUUCGGCCGAACUAAUUGCAGUUUCGUCGCUACUCACCUACGAUGUGUACAAGCGCUAUAUUAAUCCGCAAGCGAACGAGGCGCAGAUUAUGCGAGUCAGCCAUCUUAUGGUUGCAUUUUAUGCUUUAGUAAUUGGACUUGCCGGCCUGAUUUUCUUUUACAUCGGCGUGUCGAUGGGUUGGCUCUACACAUUCAUGGGCGUUAUCCUCGGGUCCGGUGUCGCACCGAUCGCCCUUUGCAUCACCUGGAGUAAAGCGAACAAGACGGGGUGCAUUGUGGGGGCUGUCGCUGGUUUUGCGGCAGGAAUUAUCGCUUGGCUGGUGACGACAAGCACACUGAAUGGAGGGGUUAUCAACGUCGUCACCAGUGGAGGUGACUUCGAGAUGCUUGCGGGGAACUUGGCGUCCAUCGGUGUCGGAGGUAUUAUUGCAACCGCAAGUUCUUAUGUCUGGCCAGAAAACUACGAUUUCGAAUCGACUCGGGCUAUCAAUGCGCCAGGUCCGAUUUCCAAACCGGAAGAGAAGGAAGCUAACGCCGCAGAUCGACCGAGUAUCGAGAAGGAAAAGACUCCUUCCGUAGCUGACUCGUUCAACGCUGCUGAGAUCGCGGACGAGCUAGACCCUGUCGCCCUCAAUAAAGCUUUCCGUUUUGCUGCAUGGUCAUCGCUGGCUUUGCUGCUCGUUCUCAUCAUCCUAAUUCCGCUGCCACUCUUUUUCGCGUCGACGAUUUAUGGCAAGGGUGGGUAUACAGCCUGGGUGGUGAUCGGAAUUAUAUGGACCUUCUUGUCGGCGUUUAGCGUGGUGUUGUAUCCGUUGUGGGAGAGCCGCGAUGCCCUGAAGCUGAUCUCUCGAGGAGUGGUCAAGGAUAUCUUUGCGCGUGGCAGUGGAAAGUACGUUGAACCUAACAAGGACGCAGCUUGA